AUGGGAUAUACAAAACAGGAAAAACAGGCAUUGAUUAACCACUUGAAGCUAGAACGCUCCAGAGUAGCGAAACAAAACGAAGAGGCUCUACAGAAAGCGACUCAACAGACAUAUCUAAAGGUUGUUAGAAGAUUGAAUCAAGUUAGUGUGUCAUUACGACAGGUUACUUUGAAAGAUGUGCUUCAAGUUGAAAGGCGGAAAAGAUUAGAAGCUAGAAGUUUGAUAAAAGACAUUCAGGAAUUGAAAAAGAAUUUGGUCAAACAGAAAGUAAUGUAG
Molecule: messenger RNA, 276 nt
Organism: Lodderomyces parapsilosis
Lineage: Eukaryota; Fungi; Ascomycota; Pichiomycetes; Serinales; Debaryomycetaceae
Exons: 1
Coding region: 1-276 (91 amino acids)
Source: RefSeq, a predicted model, not a curated record